CUUGCGUUGCUGGGAUGUCCAUUUUCGCUAUAUCCUUUCGACCUCUCGCACUGCACUUUCUCAAUUGCCUUGUUUCCCCCUUCCCCUCCUUGUCUCACCUUUCCGAUGUCUGGGACCAUUGAUUGCUUAGUCACGGCAUGAUGAAUACCGGAAUUCAACUCGCCUGUGCCACGUGGGCCAUGGUCGUCUUAUCUUCUGUUUUGGUAGUUGCGAGGCUCUAUACGCGGAUCUAUGUCGUCAAGUUCGUUGGCGCUGAAGAUUACAUGUACGCUUGGACUGGGCUUUUCCUACUAUUCUUCGCCAUCUUCAUCCAGGUUGCAGUUCACUACGGUCUUGGUCAGAACUUUUGGGAACUGAGCAUUGCUAGCUCUUCCGAUGCCAUAUUCUGGACCUACGUAGCGAAUAGCUUUGCAAUCACCGGCAACGCCAUGGCCAAGUUAUCGAUGGGCCUGUUUCUUCUCCGCGUCGUCCAAGUGAGGUGGCACAAGACUGCGCUCUGGGUCGCAGUCAUCUUAACGGUUACGACGUCAAUUGCACUCACCAUCAUGCUCUGGAACCAGACUACUCCGGUGAAGGCAAGUUGGGAUCCAUUAAGAACACCAGGCGUGUGGCAUUUCAAAAUACAGGCCAUGAGUGUCGGACUGGGAGUUUGGUCUAGCAUCUGUGAUUUUUUCUUCGCCGUGUUUCCAUGGCUUUUCAUAUUUUCUCUCAAUAUGCCCCAACGAGACAAGUUUAUGCUUGCGACCGGCAUGAGUUUAGGUGUCAUGUGAGUCGAAUUUUGCACUGAGUGGCCUUGGUGUACGUAAGCUGACAAGUGUGCAGUGCUGGCGCGUGUGGUAUCGUCAGGACCGUCG
Pseudomassariella vexata is the source of this 854-nucleotide messenger RNA. RefSeq lists its product as uncharacterized. NCBI's taxonomy places the organism in Eukaryota, Fungi, Ascomycota, Sordariomycetes, Amphisphaeriales, Pseudomassariaceae. The transcript is spliced from 4 exons. The record is from RefSeq and is a predicted model, not a curated record. Bases 138 to 770 code for a protein of 210 amino acids.